UUCCAGCCGGGCCGGUUCGGCCGCGCGAAACAUUUUCAGUUCUCAUCGCUGCGAUGCCGGUGGCGCACGUCACGCUUGUCGCCCGCCGACGACGCUGCGUUACGACGAUCGUGCCGUACUUCUUUAACAACUAAUAAAUCAAGCGAACCGAACGAAGUAAACCCUCACGAACAGAUUAUAACUCGAUAUGAGAUAACAGGCUCGCGGCACGACUGCGGUGAUUAAUCACACAAGUCCGUUCAACUCGAAUGAUCUGAACGGAAGAAUAAUCUCUCCGAUUUCGGUUUAGUUGCGCGUAAUGUAAACAGAUAAACAUUGAAGUUUUCCGGUAUCAUUUGUUGACUUGAGGAUAGCAGUAGUUGUAGGAGCUCUGUAUGGACUGAUGCGAGGAACUAUGCUCGUUGGCAGAACGUGUAGUUAGUGUGUGCGACUUAGAUGUGCGUUGGGUAGAGCCGCGGCGUGAACGAUGGGUGCUAGUGGACAAUGGACAGCUGGGGUGCUGUGGGUGGUGCUGGCGUCGGUGCUGGCCGACUCCUGGACUGCGUACCAGGAGCAGCCUUGUUGCCGGCCCGUGUCACAUCACCGCGUGAGGCACCACAGAGAUCAUAUACGAGAAUUCUCUUGCGGAAGUCUCUUCUACCGUACUUUGUACCUCAAUGAAGAAAGAAAUACACUUUACGUUGGUGCUAUGGAUCGUGUAUUCAGACUAAAUAUGACUGAUAUUAGUCAGUCGCAUUGUGAGCGGGACGCGUUGUUGCUGGAGGCGAGCAACGUGGCCAGGUGUGUGAGUAAGGGCAAGUCUGAGCCCUUCGAGUGCAGGAAUCAUAUUCGGGUGCUACAGCCUCUUGGUGAUGGAGAGAGGUUAUACGUGUGCGGGACUAAUGCACACAGUCCGAAAGACUGGGUCGUCUAUCUGAAUCUCACUCACUUGCCUCGACAUGAGUACGUGCCGGGCGUAGGGCUAGGGGUGGCGAAGUGUCCUUACGACCCGGCAGACAACAGCACAGCAGUGUGGGUGACGGAUGGUAACCCUGGCGGACUUCCCACACUCUAUGCGGGAACUAACGCAGAGUUCACGAAAGCAGACCCUGUUAUAUUUCGAAACGAUUUGUACGAUUUCCGAACGGGACAGAAGAAAUAUAACUUUAAAAGAACAUUAAAGUACGAUUCCAAGUGGCUUGACAAAACUAAUUUCGUGGGUUCUUUCGACGUUGGAGAGUACGUGCUAUUCUUCUUUCGAGAAACUGCUGUGGAGUUUAUGAACUGCGGAAAAGCUGUCUACUCGAGAGUGGCGAGAGUCUGUAAACACGAUACCGGUGGAAAACAUAUAUUAAGCCAGAACUGGGCCACAUAUUUGAAAGCGAGGCUCAAUUGUAGUAUACCGGGAGAGUUCCCCUUCUAUUUUGAUGAAAUUCAGAGCGUGUACCAAAUGCCGGGUGAUACGACGCGGUUUUAUGCGGCAUUCACGACGGGAGCUAGCGAUGGCCUGGUUGGCUCGGCCAUUUGCACUUACACCAUGGACGACAUACAGGAGGCAUUCGCAGGAAGAUUCAAGGAACAGGCAUCAUCAAGUUCAGCAUGGUUACCUGUGCUAAGAGCUCGCGUGCCAGUUCCCAGGCCAGGCACUUGUGUCAACAAUACGGAAGCUCUUCCCGACAAUGUGCUCAAUUUUAUCAGGUCUCAUCCGUUAAUGGACUCAGCGGUGCGUCACGAAGGAGAUGCCCCAGCCUUCUACAAGCGGGACCUAGUGCUGACUACCAUCGUAGUAGACCGGCAGUUUGUCGAUAUGUUGGGGGAUGACAUCACGUAUACCGUCUUCUAUGCUGGCACUAGUGCUGGUGAAGUGUACAAGAUAGUGCAAUGGGCAGGGGGUGGAGGCGGUGGAUCCCGUGUGGCUGAUGUAUGGCGGGCGGCUGGGGAUGAGCCUGUGCGGGCUUUGGCAAUCUCCAGGCGAUUGCACGCGUUAUACUUAGCAACUGACAACCGUCUUCGACAGCUGCCGUUAAGAGCUUGUGCGCAUCGGUACGACAGUUGUGUUCGCUGCGUGUUGGAUCCUUAUUGUGGAUGGGAUAAAGAAGUUGGGGCCUGCCGUCCAUACAGUCCAGGGUUACUCCACGAUGCCACCAACUCCACUCCCUCAAUUUGCGAAGCCAGUGCACCAUUGAAGACUGUGAGGGCUGGCUAUGGGCAAAGUGUCCAUUUAGCAGCGUAUGGAAAGACCCCAGAAGCGCUAAAAGAUCAGCACGUCAUCUGGUAUCACCAUUCAAGAGAAAAGGGACGGUACAAAAUUAAUUAUAAUUGGGAUCGAGUUCUGCAAACAUCAGAACGUGGUCUAGUGUUACUGUCGGUAACAGAAUCAGAUCGAGGCCGGUACGAAUGUUAUUUUGGACCCACCUUGAUCGCCUCUUAUAACUUGGACAUCGAUAUAAACAGAUGUACUCAACCGAGUAAGUCGCAGGAAUACAAGCAAGUCUACUCAGACUGGUGCCAUGAGUUCGAGAAGUAUAAGAGCGCCAUGAAGGCUUGGGAGUCACGGCAAAUGCAAUGCUCCAAAAGCCUGAAUGCAUCGAGCCAGCAAAACAGUAUGUCCAACGAGAUCGUGGCUUCGCUGCGGUGAUAGGGCACAGCUCGCUAGUGAUUAAUGAACGAUUACACACACCGAGCCACGCUAACGUAAACUACCCGAUAUUUUGCAGACGCAUUCCCAUCCCCUUACUAUCGGAUUAUUCUAACAGAGCGUAUGUGCUACUAUCUUGAUGUAUGAGUACAACCAUUUUGUUCUUCUUCACGAAUUGUUUAACAGAAAAUUAAUUUUUCUACUUAGAUUUCAUUUAAGUUCCUUGUUUCUGUAAGUGAAUAUUGUGAAACAAAAUAUUUUUCACAUUAAUUAGAACUGUCAGCAGAGUAAGUAACAUUCACCCAGCGUGAGUUGACAGACGAGAUACGAUGGUUGGGGAGUCUCCAACUAAAAGGGGAACGAUAAUGUAGUGAGGGGAUGAUCUGUUAAAAUAGAUUUGUUGUCCGUUCCGAAGAGUGCGCGGUGAUGGAUGACUGACUUCUGUUCAAGUUUCGCAUACAAGUUUUUCUUUGUUAUCCAAUAAAGUAUCGCAUAGUUUAUAUUAGUCAUAAGUAAUCGAGGAAUAAAAUAUUAACGAAAGCGACUGAAUAUAAUAUAGUAAGGACAACGGUCUCGUCGAAAUAUUUAGCGCUUCAAUGACCGAGUUGGACCGUUCGCCUUCGCAAUGAAAUUCUACUGUAAAUAUGUCAAAAAUGACAGAUUUAAGGGUGCGACGACACCUGUAUAAAAUGCUGUGAUAUCAGUUCUCAUUGGAUCAUUGUGCUGGCGCAUUAAAUUGUAAUUUGUGAUAAAAUUAUUUGCAAAAAGAAUAUUAGACGUUAUGUCUUAGUUUAAUACUGUGAGCACAAAAUAUAGAUUGCACCAACUUUCGUAACAAAGAUAUUUACAUAUUAGACACGCCAGUUUGUUAAACAGUAAUAUAAUAAAAUGUGACAGUUCCUUGUGUUGACUAAGUUCAUAAAUAACGUUUAAGUUUGGUGCAGUCGAUGGUAAGCCCGUACUUGACAAGUGAAGUACGUAAACUUAUUUAUAGGAGGUCGUGUUCCCCGAGUUUGGGGAUGUUUAAAAUAAAGAGCAAUACAAACGCCAACUUAGAUGUAAGAAAAAUGUAAUGAGGACAUGCUUGUUUGUACCGUGUCGAGGCGAUGCGUAGACUUGUAGCUAUCAUUAUUUUGUUUGUAUAAGUUCAAGUAGCGGCUGACUGUUGCGUGUUGACAAUGCUCUACAAUGUAGUCCCGCGAUUUGUGUUUCAAAAACUUGUUAUUGAUUUGUUGCCAUAAAAUGUAAUUUUAGGCCCGACUUCGGACUUUGAAACCGAAUUUAAUAGUUGGUCGUGUUUUCGGUUGAGUUUAUAAUAAUCUCGCUAGAAUAGUGCCUUGUGAAGCAUGCUUACAUUACGAUAAAUUAAAACUUAUUAAAGUUUAUUGAGUAGAUAAUAUUUUUGUGUACUAUGUAAAGAGAAAUUGAUGACGAUAGUUGUUAAGUGAAUCAAUCGUAAAAUAAAGCAAUAACGUUCCACUGAAUUAAUAGUCACCAGUAUUAUAUAAUAUAAAUGAUCUGCAGAGAGUAGAUAGUGAUUGUAUUCGAGAAAAAUAUAGACUUUAAGAGUUUGAAAAGUUGCGAUGCUCUACGGUAUAAUUAUGUCGAUGUUACUGGCUGUAUCGAGCCUCGCUUAGUUUGUCCUCCGAAUUGUUAUUUAUUGUUGUUUCGCCCAAUAAUGGAAUUAUGUUUGACAAUUAAAAAUAAGUUGGUAAGUUCGCCAGGUAAUGUUAUACCCCAAUAUAAUCUUGUAUACUUUCUCAUGCUGCCUUGUAUAAAGAUAAAAUCGUACUUGUUGUAUGUUGUGAUCGAAGUUCAAAUUAUACAAAGCGGUGUUAGAAACCUUCGCAUUUUUUCUAUUUAUUAAUGUAAUUUUUAUUUAAGUAUAAAUAAACAGUAAUUGCCAUUACUCAAAAUGUUACUUAUUGUAUAAAAAUACUUAUUGUAAAUAAUUACAAAUGUAGAAGAAACGCUAUGAAAUAUGUUUAUUGUAAAUUAUAUAAUUAAG
Molecule: messenger RNA, 4625 nt
Organism: Spodoptera exigua (beet armyworm)
Lineage: Eukaryota; Metazoa; Arthropoda; Insecta; Lepidoptera; Noctuidae
Source: the annotation of a GenBank genome assembly